CAAUUAGAACUAAUCACACCCUUUCAGCUGUAUUUCAACCCUGAAUUAAUAUUUAAACACUUUCAAGUAUGGAGGCUAAUCACAAACUACUUAUUCUUCGGACCAGUUGGCUUUAAUUUUUUAUUUAACAUGAUCUUUUUAUAUCGUUACUGCCGAAUGCUUGAAGAAGGCUCUUUUCGAGGUCGGACGGCAGAUUUUGUAUUUAUGUUCCUUUUUGGUGGACUGUUAAUGACUCUUUUUGGCCUGUUUGUGAACUUGGUUUUCUUGGGUCAGGCAUUCACAAUAAUGCUCGUGUAUGUAUGGAGCCGCAGGAAUCCCUAUGUCCGUAUGAACUUUUUUGGUCUUCUCAUCUUUCAAGCCCCAUUUCUACCCUGGGUAUUGAUGGGCUUUUCGCUGCUUUUGGGGAACUCCAUCAUUGUGGAUCUCCUGGGCAUUGCCGUUGGACAUAUAUAUUUUUUCUUAGAGGAUGUCUUUCCCAAUCAGCCUGGUGGUGGAAGGCUUCUGCGAACACCAUCUGUCCUGAAAGCAAUAUUUGAUACUCCGGAAGAUGAUCCUAAUUACAAUCCCUUGCCAGAAGAACGACCAGGAGGAUUUGCAUGGGGAGAAGGUCAGCGCCUUGGAAUCUAAUAAGUGUCUGUGCCAAAACCCAGCGACAACUGGGAGAGACUGACCUGAAUGAAGUUCAUACUGGGGACUCUCUCAUUCCCCAUCGCAGAAAGGACACUUUUUGACAGCUCUAUGGUUUUGAAUACAAGCACUUUAUGAAAUGGCAGUCUAAUCCAAGACACUUACAGGCUACCAGUGUCUUUCCCAGUCAGGGAAUUUAUUGUGCUGGUAAUGAAAAUACUAAUCCAGUGGAGCCAAAAACCUAAAACUGGAAACCAUUUCCUGUCAACUUCAGUUAACAAGACCACAAGUACUUGUUUAAAGUGAUUUCUAAAGCAUUUUUUUCAAGUUAUUUGAUACAGGAAACUAUAUGGAAAACUUUACAGGGGACAAAACCCAACUUUUUUGGUUUUAACUCAUUUUUUAUUCUUGGAUAAAACAGCUACAAGAUGGUUGAAAGUGUAAGUCCCUAUUCCAAUGGCAAAAGGUUUUUUAAUCUGAGAUGCUGUUGUCUCCAGUCUUGUUUGAACUG
Molecule: messenger RNA, 1138 nt
Organism: Fulmarus glacialis (Northern fulmar)
Lineage: Eukaryota; Metazoa; Chordata; Aves; Procellariiformes; Procellariidae
Gene: DERL2
Product: derlin 2
Exons: 6
Biological process (GO): endoplasmic reticulum unfolded protein response
Cellular component (GO): Hrd1p ubiquitin ligase ERAD-L complex; endoplasmic reticulum membrane
Molecular function (GO): misfolded protein binding; ubiquitin-specific protease binding
Source: RefSeq, a predicted model, not a curated record